AUGGCCGAGAACAACAAGCAACUAUCUAUACUGGAAUUCCUGAGAAUGCCAAGUGUUGCCAACGUUACUUCCGCUAUUGUCAAGCCUGCCAUCAAUGAGGGCUUCGAGCUGAAACGGAGCAUGAUCAAGCUACUUCAUGCUUACGCACAGUUCUUGGGGUUGUCGCAUGAGGAUCCUUACCAACAUAGUCAGAACUUCCUAGAGAUCAGUGAUACUUAUAUCACUAAUAAUGGGGUCACGUCUGAUUAUGUCAGACUCACAUUGUUCCCUUUCUCCUUAUUUGGACAGGCUAAAAGAUGGUUGAGAGCAAAGCCACCUAAUUCAAUCACCACUUGGGAUGAUUUGGCUCGCAAAUUCGUGGCUAGAUUCUUUCCUUCAGGGAAAACUGAAAGAAUCAGGAGUGAAAUUGUGUCAUUCAGGCAGAAAGAAGGAGAGUCACUUUUUAUGCAGCUUGGGAAAGAUUCAAGUCCAGCUGGCGGGCGAAUUCUGGAGAAGAACUAUGAUGAAAUAUAUGCCCUGUUGAACAAGUUCACACAGGGUAACCCUGAUUGGCAAGGUGAUGUGGGCCGAGGUAUAAUUCAGAAACCUGUCGGAGUUCUUGAGCUUGAUGUUGUAUCAGCACUUUCCGCACAAAUGACUGCCAUAGCAAAUCGAAUCUGCAAGCUGACGAUAACUCAGAAUCAGCCGCAGGUACAACCAAUGCAACAUGUCCAAUCAUUUUGUGAAUUCUGCAGAGAAGGCCAUAGUAGUGAUAUAUGCGCAGCAAAUCCAGAAUCAAUUCAUUUCGGGGGCAAUGCUAACAUGUGCCAGGGGAAUCAGAAUCAGUUCGAAAAUACUUACACUUUCAAUUGGAGAAACCACCCAAAUUUCUCUUGGGGUGGACAGCAGGGAAAUCAGAACCAGUUUAGGCAACAGGGUCAGCAACGGAAUCAUCAACAAACUCAGAAUUACCAGUCAGCACAGGUUACUCAUGCAACUAAGCUCUUGAGUAGUAUUGAAGAGAUGCUGAAAAAGAUAAUGGUGGAUAAUCAAAAUCAUGCUAUAGCCAUCCGUAAUCUAGAAAGACAGAUGCGACAACUUGCUAGCGCCCAUAACACCAGGCCGAAUGGAGCACUUCCUAGUGACACUGAACCGCAUGACACUGAGAAAUGGUAG
Molecule: messenger RNA, 1155 nt
Organism: Lycium barbarum (goji berry)
Lineage: Eukaryota; Viridiplantae; Streptophyta; Magnoliopsida; Solanales; Solanaceae
Exons: 2
Coding region: 1-1155 (384 amino acids)
Source: RefSeq, a predicted model, not a curated record